Molecule: messenger RNA, 3702 nt
Organism: Mycosarcoma maydis (corn smut)
Lineage: Eukaryota; Fungi; Basidiomycota; Ustilaginomycetes; Ustilaginales
Product: ssRNA exonuclease RAT1
Exons: 1
Coding region: 1-3702 (1233 amino acids)
Biological process (GO): nuclear-transcribed mRNA catabolic process
Cellular component (GO): nucleus
Molecular function (GO): zinc ion binding; 5'-3' RNA exonuclease activity; RNA binding
Source: RefSeq, a predicted model, not a curated record
AUGGGUGUCCCUGCUCUCUUCAGGUGGCUCUCCAAAAAGUACCCCCGCAUCGUCUCCUCGGUGCAAGAGGAAGAUCCCAAAACAGCUCCCGGCCCGGAUGGCACCGAGAUCACACUGCCGCUCGACACUUCGACACCAAAUCCUAAUGGCGAAGAGUUUGACUGUCUAUAUCUAGACAUGAACGGUAUCGUACAUCCAUGUACACAUCCAGAAGGCAAACCAGCCCCAGAAACCGAGGAGGAGAUGAUGGUCGAAGUCUUUGCCUACACAGAACGCGUCGUCAACAUGGUACGACCACGUCGUCUUCUUAUGAUGGCCAUCGAUGGCGUUGCACCACGUGCAAAGAUGAACCAGCAGCGAUCGCGUCGUUUCCGUGCUGCCAAGGAGGCACGCGAAAAGCAUGAGGAGGAGCAAGCUGCCCUAGCAGAGUGGAAGGCCAAGGGUCUUGGCGCUACCGACGACGAGAAAAAAUCAAAAAGGGCUUGGGACUCGAACGCCAUCACUCCCGGUACACCGUUCAUGGACCUUCUCGCCGCCUCAUUACGAUACUGGGUUGCACAAAAAAUCAACUCGGACCCGGGCUGGAAGGACAUCCAAGUCAUCAUCUCGGAUGCUAGCGUGCCCGGUGAAGGAGAGCACAAGAUCAUGGAGCACAUCCGCCGUCAACGUUCCCAUCCCGAGCACGAUCCCAAUACCAAGCACGUCAUCUACGGUCUCGAUGCCGAUCUCAUCAUGCUGUCUCUCGCCACUCACGAGCCUUAUUUCAAGGUGCUCCGUGAAGAUGUCUUUGCUGCCGACAACAAGCCCAAGACUUGCAACCUCUGUGGACAGCCCGGUCACUUUGCCGCAAGCUGCACAGGUGCUGCCAAGAAGAAAUCGGGUCAACACGACGAGAUCGCACCCACGCCACCGGAGAAGAAGCCCUUCAUCUUUUUGGACGUCGCCACCCUCCGUGAAUAUCUUGAAGUCGAACUCAACAUCCCCCAACUGCCGUUCGCCUUUGAUCUCGAGCGCGCCAUCGACGAUUGGGUCUUUCUCAUCUUCUUUGUUGGCAACGAUUUCCUGCCUCACUUGCCUUCGCUGGAGAUCAGGGACGGCGCCAUCGACACACUGCUUCGAAUUUGGAAAAAGGAGCUCCCUGCUAUGGGUGGUUAUCUCACCAACCACGGCCGUGUCGAGCUCGGUCGUGCACAGCUGAUCCUCAGUGGUCUCGCUUCUGAAGAAGACGAGAUUUUCCGUCGCAGAAAAGAGGACGAGGAUAGGCGCGAAACCAAUCGAAAGCGACGAGAGGAGAUGCAGCAGCGCAGAGACAAGGAACUCGACCAGGGCAACUUCGGCAACGGGUCUAUGGUUGAAGUCAUGUCCAAGAAACGACGUGCGCACGAAACCGAGAAGCCUGCUUUUAACGGUGUUUCCGCCCAAGAGGCGCGCGACCAGGCGAACAGCAGUAACAAGUCGUACGACCCGCGUAAGAAGGCGAUUGUGCUAGGUGGCGACAACAACCAGGUCGUGAGCGAUCGCAAUGCUGCCAGACAGGCCAACAUGGACGCUGCCGAGGCGCUCAAAGCAGAGCUUAUGGGCGACGCUCCAAAGCAACAAGAGGCCGACGCAGAGCGCGCUCUCAAGAAAGUAAAGACCGAGGCAGGUGCCGAGCCAACCACAGCUUCCGUCGAAAAGCAGGAGCAUGGUGAUGAUCAAGAUUCUGCUUCCGCCGGCACGAAACGCAAGGCGGAUCAAGUGCAACACCACGCCAACGCCGGCGAUGACGACGUUGCGAAAAUCGAAGCUGCCACCGAAGAUGGCGACGCUGACGCUGAUACUGACGCCAACGCCGACGCCAACGCCGACGCCGAAGUUGAUGCUGAAGCUGAAGACGAUGAAGAAGAAGACAACGACGAGGUCGACGGGAACGAGGACGUCGACCCGGUCACCACUAUCAAGAAGCGUAAAGUCAACGCAGACGGCACCGUCGACUACGAAGACACGGUCAAGAUGUGGGAGCCUGGCUACCGCGAGCGCUACUACAAGGAAAAAUUUGGCGUGGAUCUCUCCGACACUGACUUUCGCCGAUCAGUGGUGAAAUCCUACAUCGAGGGUCUCUGCUGGGUUCUAGCCUACUACUACCAAGGCGUCCCUUCGUGGCAGUGGUAUUACCCGUUCCACUUUUCGCCAUUUGCUGCCGAUUUUGAGGACCUUGAAUCGCUUGACAUCCAGUUUCAGCUCGGCUCACCGUUCAAGCCGUUUGAGCAGCUUAUGGGCGUGCUGCCCGCUGACUCGCGAGCCUCGAUUCCGCCGGCAUUCCACCCACUCAUGACCGAGUCUGACUCUGACAUUAUCGAUUUCUACCCGAGCGAAUUCGAGAUCGACAUGAAUGGCAAGAAGAUGGCGUGGCAAGGUGUUGCCCUGCUGCCAUUUAUCGACGAGAAGCGCCUUCUCGACGCACUCAAGGAGAGAUACCCGCUUCUCAGCGAGGAUGAAGUUCGCCGCAACGGAUUCGGCAACAACACGCUCUUUGUUGGCAACGAGUCACGCCUGUACGAUUUUUUGUGCGAAGAGAUCUACGCCAAAAAGCGCACUACAGACGACGGCGAGACGCCCAAGCGUGUUGCCGUCAAUCCGGCUCUCAGCGGCGGUAUCACGGGCUUUGUCAAGCCCGAUCCGGUCUGUGUGCCUGGAUCGACGUUCAACUCCCCGCUCACUAGCCAAGCUCUGCACGACAUCCACAACGACCGUUCUAUCUCGGUGCUCUACGAUUUCCCCGAGCAGAAGACCCCGCAUCGAUCGGUACUGCUGAAAGGGCUCAAGCCGCCCAAGCGCAUCCUGUCGGCUGCCGAGAUCGACUGGGUCAAGCGAGGAAGCCCCGACAACCGCGGUCGCGGUCGAGGCCGCGGCGCACACCACGGUGGAGCCGGUCGAGACUUUCACCGCAGCUCCAACGGUCAACAGCACAACAACAACGGCUACGCCGGUGGUGAGAACGGCAGUGCAGGGUAUCGUGGCUCGAACGGCGGCGGGUACGGAAGCCACAAUGGUGGUGGUGGUGGAGGCUACGGUGCUCCUGUCGGACGCUCGCACGACUACCAGCAGUAUUCUCAGAGUGGCAGUGGCGGUGGCGGCGGCGGAUAUGGCAAUUACGGCGGGUAUGGAGGGUACGGCGGUAGUGGAUAUGGCGUAGGUGGACGAGAUGGCGGAGCUUACUAUGGUGGGUACGGCGGCGGUGGUGGUGGAGCGUAUGGUGCUGCUCCCACCUACGCUUCUGCGGGCGCGUACGAUGCUUACGCAGGCUACGGCGGUAGUGGAGGAUAUGGCGCGUAUGGCGCGUCGGCUUACGCACCGGGAGCUGGUGGUAAUCGCGACAACAGGUACGCAGCGUAUACACAACCGAGCAUGCACGUCGGCCCUGCUGCAGGGCGUGGUGGACGUCAAGCUGCUCCUGCAAACCAUGCCGGAUAUGCGGGACUGCCCAGCCUCGGCGCGCCGCCUGCGCCACCUGCACCGCCAACGCAUCCUGCGGCUGCCUAUGGAGGCUACACCAACGGCGGGUAUGGUGGAUACGGUGCUCCUGCUCAUGGCUACGGAGGCGCCCCGCCCGCACGCGGCGGCGGCAGGGGUGGCCGUGGCGCUGGCAGUCGCGGUGCAGGCCGAGGCGCCAACAACGCUUCCUACGCUGGUCGCGGUGGCGCAUACGGCUCAUUCUACUGA